AAAAAGAAGGUGUCUGAGAAGGUGGGCACUUCACUUGAGAGUUAAGAGGAACACCUGAAGUGAAAACAAGGUCCUCAAACUCUGAAAUAGAGAGAGAAAAUGCAGUCGUCACUUUCAUACGUCCAUGGCAACAGAGCCUUCAGAUUCCAAGUAAACCCAAACCCCAUUUCGAACCAAUCACCACUCAGAGCUACUAAACUCCCAUCCAAACCAUCACCUUCCUCCUCUAUUCAACUCGCACUAAGAUCCCACUCUCACUCCCAAUCACCGUCUCUCCAAAACCCCAAAUGGCCCCUGCCCUCAACUCCCUUCUCCUCCAUUGCAGCCACCACAAAGAAGCCGCAGUCGUCAGUGGCUCCAGUUCGUUCAGGCAUUUCGUCGAACAGCUUCAGUGCCAAUGGCAAAAGGAGCUUCAGGGACUGGGUUGAAGCGGUGAGUGAGGCUGUCUCCAAUGCAUUUCCGAUAUGGGUUGCUUUGGGGUGCCUCCUGGGCCUCAUCAGUCCCGGUUCCUUCAACUGGGUCACACCCAAGCUCAAUUUUUUCGGCUUAACGCUCACUAUGCUUGGAAUGGGUAUGACCCUCACUUUCAAUGACCUCAGGGACGCUUUGGCUAUGCCCAAGGAGUUGUUCUCUGGCUUCUUUCUUCAGUACUCGGUGAUGCCUUUAUCAGGAUAUUUUGUGAGCAAGCUUUUGAAUCUGCCAUCGCAUUAUGCAGCUGGUUUGAUAUUGGUUGGGUGCUGCCCGGGUGGAACAGCAAGUAACAUUGUCACUUAUAUUGCACGUGGAAAUGUGGCACUUUCAGUGUUAAUGACAGCAGCGAGCACUAUAUCAGCCGUGAUCAUGACCCCUUUUCUCACGGCCAAACUUGCUGGUCAAUAUGUUGCAGUAGAUGCAACUGGGAUGUUAUUCUCAACACUGCAGGUUGUGCUUCUUCCUGUGAUGGCCGGUGCAUUUCUGAAUCAGUACUUCCAAGGUCUGGUUAAAUUUGUCUCCCCCUUGAUGCCACCCAUUGCUGUGACAACAGUAGGUGUUCUUUGUGGGAACGCAAUUGCCCAAAGUUCCUCCGCAAUCCUCAAGUCUGGUCUACAAGUUGUGCUAGCUUCCUCCCUUCUGCAUGCAUCUGGAUUUUUCUUUGGUUACGUGCUUUCAAGGUUACUUGGGCUUGAUGUGGCAUCAUCAAGGACUAUCUCAAUUGAGGUUGGCAUGCAGAAUUCGGUGCUUGGACUUGUUCUAGCUACUCAGCACUUUGGAAAUCCUCUUACUGCAGUACCAUGCGCUGUUUCCAGCGUUUCCCAUUCAAUCAUCGGUAGUGCCUUGGCAGGAAUAUGGAGACGGAGCGUGCCGAAAAAGGAAGAAUGAAAUGUGAAUGUAGAAACUUUAAACGAUCAGUAUAAAGAAUUCUUCUGUUAUCAUAUGAACUGAUAGUUGUGGGCUUGUGGCCUUUGUUGGCAUUUCGUCACGAAAAAUUCUUGCGUACGUCAGACAUACCAGACACGUGGUACGUCUGACCAAACAGACAUCAGAAAAUUUUCUUCAUAUGAGCACUUGGAUUUUGCCAUUUA
This is a messenger RNA of Rosa rugosa (rugosa rose), 1562 nucleotides long. RefSeq names its product probable sodium/metabolite cotransporter BASS1, chloroplastic. Bases 100 to 1359 code for a protein of 419 amino acids. Lineage: Eukaryota; Viridiplantae; Streptophyta; Magnoliopsida; Rosales; Rosaceae. Gene Ontology annotation, cellular component: membrane. The transcript has 7 exons. The record is from RefSeq and is a predicted model, not a curated record.